Messenger RNA from Saccostrea echinata, 3447 nucleotides. RefSeq names its product receptor-type tyrosine-protein phosphatase F-like. Bases 1 to 3447 code for a protein of 1148 amino acids. The record is from RefSeq and is a predicted model, not a curated record. NCBI's taxonomy places the organism in Eukaryota, Metazoa, Mollusca, Bivalvia, Ostreida, Ostreidae. The transcript has 5 exons. Gene Ontology annotation, molecular function: protein tyrosine phosphatase activity; protein binding. Gene Ontology annotation, biological process: protein dephosphorylation.
AUGAAGGACCUAAGGAAGGUCCGGAUCUCUCGCUGGGAUGGCUGGCGAACCUAUAGAAUCCGGAUUGAGUAUCACCAGUACUUUUCAAAUGGUCACUCACCCUUGACAGUACUUGAGUACACCACGCCAAAAGAAGUGCCAGGACCUCCAACAAUCAUAAAGUUAACACCACUAGAUAAUGCAAUCAAAGUUAUUUUUACACCCCCUUUAGAAAGGAAUGGUAUUAUUACAAAAUACAAAGUGACGGUUGAAGAAAUUGGGACUUCAACACUGAUAACCAGGGACAGUGAUGUCACAUCUGUUACAAUCAAAAACCUUACAGCCUACACAUCAUAUAACAUCAAGGUACAACCUAGAACAAGUGUAGGGUGGGGAAGUUUCAGCACAAUUCGAACUUUGAGGACAUUAGAAGAUACACCUGGUAGUCCAACCGAAUUCACAGUAACUUUUCAAAACGAGACGACAGUUGGAAUACGAUGGAAAUCUCCUAAUUUUACCAGAGGAAUUAUUCAAGGAUAUAAGAUUACUUAUCGUCAAAGAAGCAAUUCCGAUGAGAAGGUUUUGUUUUAUGCAUUCCAAUCUGCCAUGAUUGAGGUCCUUAUAACUAGAUUGGAGCCUGGGGAGUACUACCAUUUCAGAGUUGAAGCAAGGUCUGGCGUCGGUUACGGUCCCGGUCUCAACGGAUCGACCUUCACUUUCCCAGCUACACCUGCAAAACCACCAAUACCAAUGAUAUCUUAUACAAACCAACAACUUACACUGACUUUGAAUCCAGGUAUUGUCACCGAAAAGCAUUUUUACAUGGUAAGGGUUUAUAUCGAUGAAGUAAGAACUUCAGAUGUGGGAAAUCGUUUUGGAAACACGGGUCCAACUGGAACUGUAAUUCUUAUUCUGGAUAAAAAUGACCUUGCGCAGAGUGUAAUCUACGUACUUGGCGAUAAUACCACCAGGCAUGGCGUCCAAAACAUAAUACUCGAGUUAAAACAUACGUACAUUUUUUACAUAGAGAUAGUCAUUAAGUUUGAGAAUAUUCUUCGAUCGAAUUAUACGAAAUAUCCAGAUUCCUUCACCAUUGUUUCACAAAAGAGUUUAGACGUAACUGCAGAGAAAAGCAAUGAAUCAGAUCUCGCUGGUGUUGUGAUAGGAGUUCUGAUUGUUGUUCUUCUUAUUCCUGGGACUGUGUCCAUUUGUAUUGUUAUCAAACGAUCGAAAACAAAUACUGAAACAAGAUCAGUGUACGAUGGAAAUGAAACAACAUAUGACUGGGAGAAGGCUGUUAACCUGGGUGGUACAAACCUCAUGCUUUCUGCAAGUAUUCGUCGUAGUUUGGACUCGAUCAGUGGAUCGUUGCUAGGUAACACAUCUUUGAUAGAUGAACCUUAUCAAAAUGAGGCAAUCAAGCGUUCAUCAUCCUGUGAAGGAGAAAUGUCGAAAUUGGAAAAUAGGCAUCGGCAGUCUCGAAGGAAAAUGGAUAUAAAGAAAUCAUUGUCCGAUACUGAUAUGUUUCAAAAAAAUAAUCUUUAUCGUGAAUAUGAAAAGAAUCUGGCUGGAAAAUCAGAGCCGUCAACACCACAAAAGGUGCAAAAUGGAUACAAUAAAAGGACAAAAACUAUUGUGUCUUCAGAAAAUGAAGUCGCGAAUAAUGAAAAGGUAACAAAAAAGACAGUUCCUCCCAAACCUCCACGUCAUCGUCUGCGCAGAAGCGCCACCGAAAGUAACUUUGAAGAAUUAAAACGACGUGCAUGUAGUCCUAUUGUGGAAGAAGAUUUCGAUGAGAUGAUGAAAAAUAUUGACAAAAUAUCACAUCAACAUAACAAGAUAUUGUCUUCUUAUGCACAAUCAGAAAAAAUAUCUAGUGUUGACCGAAACAGGAACGCACGUUCCAAAACCAGUGAUCUAGAUUCGACCAAUUUUAGUGCUAUGGAUAUUGGAACCCAAACUUCAGCUGAAAGAGGAGUCACCAAAAAAACUAAAAUGAGGCGAACACGAAAAAUAUUAGCUUCUAAAGCAAUGUCAGAAAACAGAAGAGCGCCAACGUCUAGUGUUCAGGGAAGAAAACAAAUGAACAGUAAACCAGAUAAUAUACUGGAUUCUGUUUCAACUGAAACCAACGUCCGAAUUGAAAGCAUUUCUAAAGAAAAUGGUGACGAUAAAAAAAGACAACGAAUCAAAAGAAAACGCGCCUUACAACGCCGGGCGGAAUCAUUGAGGAAUUGUAAAGAUAAUAAGCAUGAUUAUUCAAGCAAGUCAUUCUCUUUUAACGAAAGAAGAAAUUUUCGUAAAUUUAAUGAUUUUUAUCCAUCCUCUGGGAGUGAUGACGAAAUGAAGGUGUUAAAACCCCCAAGGAAAUCACGAGGUGGCAGUCUGAGACAGUCAAGUAAAGCUCAGCAGCAAGAUAGACUUGAUUCAAUAGAAAUGGAAAAUCAUACGAAUGACCUUGACAGACGUGUCAGUAUUAGGAAAAGUCCUGAUCGUAGAAGAAAGAAAUCGCAUUCUUUACGGGAAACUGGUAGUACUAUGCGGGGCGAGUAUCGAGAGCAAGACGUCUUGAAGUUCUGGAGCAAGACGUAUUCUUUUCUUGAUGAACGGAAAAUUUUGCCACACGAGGAAAAAUCAGAUGAGUACAAAGUGACAAGUUUUUACGAGACUGAUCGUCCCCAGACGGUGUCUCUGGAACUGGAAUUCAAAUCUCUACCUACAGGUAUGUUAGGGACCACAAAUAUUGCAAGGCAAAAGGCGGGCAUCCCCUCUCACAAGCUGUGCCUAGAGUCUUACGACCAUUCCAGGGUCAUUUUGAAACCAGAGGGCCCAGAUGAUUACAUCAAUGCAAGUUAUAUAAAAGAUCGAACAAGGGAUGGUUGUCCUCGUUAUAUUGCAGCCCGAACACCACACGAUGAACCUUCUGCUCUGAAGUUUUGGCGGAUGGUUUUACAAGAAGGAACAAGAGUCGUCGUUAAGUUAUCGCAACAACCAGACAUUUUCCCGUCCGAGAUAACUCGCCAUGCUGGCCAAGUCACUGACAGAUUCAAACUGACUCACUGUGAAGAUAUAUCUGUUCAUGAGUGUGCCGUCCGUUACAUGAAAGUAAAGAAUGUUCUGGAUCAAAGUUCUAGGGGUCUGUACAUAAUUCACGAUUUACAAUGGCCCGAUGAUGAUCGUUAUUAUUUGCCUCAAAACACUAAAGAUUUUAUUUCCAUGCGUGAGGUUGUCCGGAAAUGCCAGGGUACAUCUCUUGCUCCCAUAAUAGUUCACUGUAGUCAAGAGGACGGAAGAAGUGGAGUGUUUAUCGCCAUAGACGCGUUACUAUUGGAGUACGAAAAACAACGCGAAGUUAAUAUAUUUUCGUUUGUCAGAAAUAUGCUGAAAGACAGAUAUGGUAUGAUCAAAACAGUAUGGCAGUAUCGAUUUAUCUAUGAGGCACUGCUUGAGGCGCACUGGCAAACUUGA